Messenger RNA from Petromyzon marinus (sea lamprey), 1331 nucleotides. It is a transcript of the gene THYN1, whose product is annotated as thymocyte nuclear protein 1. The record is from RefSeq and is a predicted model, not a curated record. Gene Ontology annotation, cellular component: nucleus. NCBI's taxonomy places the organism in Eukaryota, Metazoa, Chordata, Hyperoartia, Petromyzontiformes, Petromyzontidae.
UCGCGGCCGCCGUAGCGGGUGUGGCCAUUGCGAAUAAUGGCGGGAAAGCGCGCGAAUGCAGCACCACAGCAUAAACAGAAUAGCGACGUUAAUAAUUAGUAAAAUAAUUAUACAUUAACAGAAAGGUUAUAUAACAGGCGUAGUCGGUAACGCGGCCGGCUUGUGGUCGUCUGCAGUAACCGGCAUGGCUCCCCGCAGGAAGCGCGCUUCGCCUGCAGCAGAGGCUGAACCGAAGAGGAAGUCUGCCCGUGUGUCUGAGGAGGAGCGGAGGAGAAGCCCUGACCAUGGAGGGCAGCGGACUGACCGCUCGCACAAGGCUGAUGCGGUUGCUGCUGCUGCGACCAAGAAGUCUGCUGCUGCUGCCAAGAAGUCAUCAGGGUCAACCAAGGGACCCCGGGAGCCGUACACAUUCUGGCUGAUGAAGUCCGAGCCAGAGAGCCGCUUCGAGAAUGGAGUCGACAUGAAGUUUGGCAUUGAAGAUCUGGCAGCCCUGCCAAACCGGAUGUCAUGUUGGGAUGGAGUGCGAAACUACCAGGCACGUAAUUUUAUGCGGGCAAUGAAGACUGGGCAAAUGGCUUUUUUUUACCAUAGCAACUGCAAAGUACCAGGCAUUGCUGGAUUGGUCAAGAUAGUUAAGGAAGCCUACACAGACCAUACCCAGUUUGAUCCCAAGGAUGCACAUUACGACCACAGCAGCAAGAAGAGCAGCCCCAAGUGGGACAUGGUGGACGUGCAAUUUGAGAGGAGGACCAAGCGCUUCCUGCCGCUGGCCGAGCUGAAAGAGUGGCACCUGAAGCACGCGUCGGAGGGCGGUCCGCUCCGCUCCAUCGCCCUGUUCACAAGCGCUCGCCUCUCGGUGCAGCCGCUCACAAAGGAAGAGUUUGAUUUUGUGCUGAGCUUGGAGGAUGAAGAACCCAUUUGAAAAAAGGACAACGAUCGAUCAUCACCCUGGAAAACGGGACACGUCUAAACGUGGCAAUGCAUCUCUUGAUUUUCAAAAGUACAUUGUUAUCGUGUCCACUUUGUAGUCAAUGCAAUGUCAGUUGUUUCUUUAAUGUAAACAUACAUUAGAUUCAUGCAGACAAGAGGAGGGGUUGGAAAUUGGGGAAAGUUUGCUUUAUGACAUGUGUACAUACUUUGCUGUUAUUGCAGCUUGGUAAGGCAUCCUAAAAAUCACAAGACCUAUUUAGACAGACAAUAAAUGCCAAAAGACUCUCUCGUGUCCAUGCACCCACAUUUAGAAAGCAAGUACCCUCAGGAUUUGGCUGUAUAGCGAUGUGCAGUGCACUGAGACCGCUCAAUGCAAAUAAAUAAACUGGAAACCUCUCCGA